AUGGGAACCGUUGCAGCGAGUGUUCCUGGCGUUGACCCUCCCAGAAGCAGUAUCGAGGGAUGCGUACUCUUUUUACCUCGAUGGCUGCUUCCUCCUCAUGCCGACAACGAAGGUUUCGCAGCCUAUUUAUUGACUGAUACUAGCUUUGAUUGGGUGGCUGGUCGGCCGACCAACCUGGUCGACGAGGAGGAAGCAACUGGAAAAUACACCGUCGCAGAAAAGUUCGAGUCCGCACUCUUUGCUGCGGAAGAAACAGUCUCAAGAAACUAUGUCGCUCGUUUCAUGGUUGAAUUGGUGACGAAGAAGGAUACCUUUAGAAAAUACUUGCACAAGAUGCCAGUGGUUGUUGACAAUACUCAUGUCGGGUCUUAUUACCAUUCAACAAGAAACGCUAGAAACAAGAAAACGGUCAAGGAAAAGGAGUGCAAGGUGCCUUGCUAG
This is a messenger RNA of Cylindrotheca closterium, 441 nucleotides long. The record is from the annotation of a GenBank genome assembly. NCBI's taxonomy places the organism in Eukaryota, Bacillariophyta, Bacillariophyceae, Bacillariales, Bacillariaceae.